UAGAAAUAACUUGCAGCUAUGGACAAAUGGCUUGUGCAUCGGGGGAUAAAUGUGUUCCGCUAAGUUGGAAAUGUGAUGGGGUUGCUGACUGUCCUGACGUCUCAGAUGAAUUGAAUUGUCCUGCUCAGACUUGUGCACAAUCAGAAUUUGCCUGUGGAACUAAUGGCACCUGCAUACCAACUAAGUGGAGAUGUGACAAAGAAUUAGAUUGUGAGCACGGAGAAGAUGAAAAGAAUUGUGAAGCAUUGCAGUCAGUUUGUACUCCAAAACAGUUAUAUUGUGCAGCAGAUAAAGAGUGCAUUGAUAAUGACUGGAAAUGCGAUGAGGUGGACGACUGCUCAGAUGGAAGUGAUGAAAGCAAUUGCACUGUCAUUGACCGACAUUGUGGUGAGGCCAUGUUCACCUGCGUCAAUGGGCAGUGUAUCUCCAAGGAAUGGCAUUGUGACGGAGAUGCUGAUUGUCUUGACGGUUCUGAUGAAAAAGAGUGUGAUGCCAAAUCAUGCGGCGCUGAGCAAAUCAAAUGUACUGACGGCAGUCGCUGUAUUGACCAUUCAUGGCGCUGUGAUGGCGACUUUGACUGCUCAGACUACAGUGAUGAGAAUAACUGCACAGGCUCUGAUUGACAAUUUUACAAACACGUGGUUUCAUGGACGUAUCUGUCAAAUUUGUUUUAAAAUGCUACUUAACAACCUGUAACAUACAUGUAUUAUGAUGGUUGAUUUCUGCCAUAUCGUUUUGGUGUAUUGGCGAAGAAAGACGGUCGCAAACACGCAGAUACGACAAUUAUCACAUUUGUCUGUCGAAGAUUUUAGAAGGCGGUUGGAGAGAGCCAACGAGGUUAAAUAAUGUUAUUUCAAGGACUUAGAACCCAUGGCCUACUUUCUUUCAUUUUCAAAAAAAAAAUAAAAAAAAUUGAUAGAUGUGUCGCAUGUAUGCACAUGAGAAGCCGCUUGCGUCGAUUGUAUGUAGAAAUGUGUGUUUAACAUGUGUGUAUUCAGUUUUCUUUUAUUCUUUUGGUUCAUAUUAGUUACAUAAUAUGAUGGUUUUGAUCGUGUCAGCGGUAUCUUCUUAUUCGUAAGUAACAAGUGAUAGGAGUUGGGAG
Messenger RNA from Dreissena polymorpha, 1102 nucleotides. Its product is annotated as low-density lipoprotein receptor 1-like. Gene Ontology annotation, molecular function: protein binding. The transcript is spliced from 5 exons. The coding region runs from base 27 to 623 and encodes 198 amino acids. Lineage: Eukaryota; Metazoa; Mollusca; Bivalvia; Myida; Dreissenidae. The record is from RefSeq and is a predicted model, not a curated record.